Molecule: messenger RNA, 567 nt
Organism: Prunus armeniaca (apricot)
Lineage: Eukaryota; Viridiplantae; Streptophyta; Magnoliopsida; Rosales; Rosaceae
Source: the annotation of a GenBank genome assembly
AUGUAUAACCAGAAUCUGAUUUACAAGUUCACCUUAGAACAUGAAAGAUUAAGACUCAUCCUACAAGCAUCCCUUGCUAAGUGUUUCCUGAGCAAAGGAAGUACUUCACGAGUGAGGAAAGAUGAUACCCUUUUCUUCUUCUUCGGAAAAUGUGAUUGGUUCCCAUUCGAUCCGUCAAAUCUUGCUAUAGCGUCUUUCAGUGAGGCUGAGAACCUGUGGGUGCCAGCUGUUGAAUGCUUGGAGUUAGACAAUUUUGUGAAGGGAAUUGCACGAUUCAGUGUCGUGGCCAUUCUUUGGUAUCAGCUGAUUUUCGUUUACCAGGACGUACUCGUAGGUCGUGUUGAGGAGGGUAAAUACCUCGACUUGCCGAUCCUUCGUGUUCUUGAAAUUGAGUUGGCCUUCGGAGUCCUUGCCACAUUUGUUCCCGUCCUACUGACCCUGAAAACUAUCCCUCCUCUUUCCUCCCGCGAAAGGGGUGGACACCGGGGGUGUCGUUCGGAAGGGGGUGGGGCAUUUGUCUGGGUGGUUGGAAAGCGGUCGUGGGCUCGAUCGAUAGAUGCCGAUUGA